Messenger RNA from Vespa mandarinia (Asian giant hornet), 1806 nucleotides. Its product is annotated as pyroglutamyl-peptidase 1. The record is from RefSeq and is a predicted model, not a curated record. Gene Ontology annotation, molecular function: pyroglutamyl-peptidase activity. Gene Ontology annotation, biological process: proteolysis. Lineage: Eukaryota; Metazoa; Arthropoda; Insecta; Hymenoptera; Vespidae. Gene Ontology annotation, cellular component: cytosol.
UAUACACCUACAUUUUUUGGGAUACAAAAUUGAUAAACUUUUGAAAUAAAAAGGAAAAAACGUGGAAACUUUGACGUUGAUUCUGAGCUUAUAUCUGUUUUAAUGUAAUGUUUAAAAUGGCAUUUGAAAUAAAAUAGGUGUCAUGGCAGAUGAUAUCUGAUUGGUUAUUGAUUUAUUUGCAAAACUAAUGUCAUUUAAAAUUUAAUAUAGUCAAAUUAAAUAAUUAAUUAUUACUACUUUUUUAUUUUUGUAUCUUUUUUUCUAAUGUGAUUAAAAUUCUGGAAUCUAGAGCAUGUUACUGUAUGUUUGAAUAAAAAGCUCCUAUAUCUAAUCAUUCGUAUCUUUCCAAUAAAUACACUUAAUGCUAUUUAAGUUAUGUCAAGACAUAAUCAUAUAAAAUUUGAGCAAGUCAUUGUGUGAAAAUUCAUUAAAACUUGCAUUUAUAAAAAUGCGUGAAAAUCAAUUGAAUAUAAGUGGGAAAACAAUUUUAAUAACUGGAUUUGGACCAUUUGGUAACCAUAUUGUUAAUGCAAGUUGGGAAGCUGUGAAAGAAUUGUCUAAACUGUGGCCACAAUCAGAAUUAUGUAACAUUCAAUUAAUUACGAAACAAAUACCUGUAUCUUAUGAAUACGUAUCUACAGAAAUAUCCAAACUAUGGGAAGAACACAAUCCUAUAAUCGUUAUACAUGUAGGUGUCUCUUACAAAGCAAGCUGCUUAACCAUAGAACACGUUGCUCACAGUACAGGCUAUGCAAGACCUGAUAUAAAUGGUAAAUGUCCCAAUGAAAUAUGUACUGUUUAUCAAAUUUUAAAAACAGACAUAAAUGUUAAUAGACUUUGCGACAGUAUUAAUGAGAAUUCAACAGAAAGUGGAUGCAAAGCCUGCAUUUCUUAUGAUGCUGGAAGAUAUUUGUGCGAAUAUAUAUUUUAUCAAUCAUUGAAUAUUAAAACGCAAAAAACAUUAUUUGUUCAUGUUCCUGAUCUUCAUGUAUAUUCUAGCAUGCAAACUAGCAAGGGUUUGUAUGAUAUUAUAUAUUUUCUGGUUAAAACCUUAAAUGAUGAUUAAAAACAUAACGAGCAUUAUAGUAAAAAAUGUAAAAUUUUACUAUUAUCUUAUAAAAAACAAUGAUACUUAAUAUCUAAUAUUUUUAUCCUUAACAUUUAAUAUAAAUACAUUAUUGCAAAUGCAUAUUUUUGUCACUUUAUGAACCUUCCUGUUGAAAUUUGGUUCGUGUCGGUGGAAUAUUAUAUCUUAGUUCGAGAAAUUCAGGUUUUCGUAACAUUGCAGCGACGUGUCCUAACUGUAUUGUGCAAUCUGGAUUUAAAUUUGGUGGUAACAAUGUACACUCUCGUUCUAGUAUACAUGCCAAACCUUCCAACAAUUCUACAAAGCCCAUAGAGGCUGCUGCUCUGCGUAACCUGUUUACUUCCUAUUUAAAGAAAGCAUAGAAUUAUUUAAAUAUUUGUCAAAAAACAAAUAGAUGAUAUCUUAGACUUACUUUGUAAAAAUUUUGUGUCUUCUCUGGCAAUUUUCUUGCAUGUCUUAAUAUUUUUUGAAUAUCAGAUUGCAAUCCCACUUGUCGAAUCCAUGACGGUGCAUUUUGUGUAUAACUUCUCUUUUCAGUAGGUCUAACAGGGAAAGAAACUUGUGCACCUUGAGCUGCAUCAGCUGGACCUAAAUUAUUGAAAUUACCUAACCAUGGUACAAUAUCAGGUCCUGGUUCUAGAACCGUUAACAUUAAAUUUGACUUCUUUUUUGUAUCUGCCCAUGAAUAAAUAAAACCAAACCAUUCAUUAUUCAAUAAA